Molecule: messenger RNA, 1293 nt
Organism: Ceratina calcarata
Lineage: Eukaryota; Metazoa; Arthropoda; Insecta; Hymenoptera; Apidae
Product: tip elongation protein 1-like
Exons: 3
Coding region: 1-1293 (430 amino acids)
Molecular function (GO): nucleic acid binding; zinc ion binding
Source: RefSeq, a predicted model, not a curated record
AUGUUUACUAAAAUUCCCUCAAACUCAAAUUCUAAUUCAAACGCAAAUAAAAAGAAUGUAACUAAAAAUACAAAGGAAAGUGAUGUGAACAAACAAAACACGAAGGAGAAAACGAAUAGCAGCCAAUUGGCUGAAAAAUCGAUCGACGAUGUCGCGUACGAGAAUGCACAUACUCCGCGAAACACUCUAAUGAGAAGCCCAUUAAACAAAGACCACAACAGACCGAUAACGCCAAAAACAAGUUCAGAUUCUGAAUCGCGUCAAAUGAGCUCAAUACAGUCGGUUAAAAGGAAGAGAGAAAGUAAAAAGAACGAGCAAGCACAUAAAACAGCCACCAGCGACGAAAAACCGCUCAGCUCGAACGAAAAGAGGAAAGUAAGAAAGAAGAAAACCAAAGAAAGCGAUACUUCCGAAGACGAAGUUCUGUCGGAAUCAGACGAAGAACGCGACUUGCAAUUACAACCAGACAACACGCUAGCAGAAAUUCUUUUAGAAUGUGCCGAGAAGAUUGACAUAGUCGCAACAACCUCGGGCAACCUAAAAGGAACACACUGGAAGAUCCUGAACCAAGUUGAAGAUACUAUAAAAUCUAUAGCGACGGAGAACUCCAGUAGAAUAGUGGAGAAAUCGGCAGAACUGACGGUCCUAAAAAAAGAGAACUACGAGCUUAAAAAAACAAUCAAGAGACUCGAAAAAAGAAUAGAACUACUUGAAACGAAGAAAAAAGAAGAAAUGACCAGCGAUGUAAAUGAAGUCUUNACACACUGGAAGAUCCUGAACCAAGUUGAAGAUACUAUAAAAUCUAUAGCGACGGAGAACUCCAGUAGAAUAGUGGAGAAAUCGGCAGAACUGACGGUCCUAAAAAAAGAGAACUACGAGCUUAAAAAAACAAUCAAGAGACUCGAAAAAAGAAUAGAACUACUUGAAACGAAGAAAAAAGAAGAAAUGACCAGCGAUGUAAAUGAAGCUACAAUAAGUAAAGAAAAAUGGUGUUAUAAAUGUGGAAAAGAGGACCACACAAUCAAGGAGUGCAUAGCCGAAAGUUUCACCUGUAGACUCUGCUCAGAGGCAGGAAUAGCAAAUGGGCAUAGAAUAGGAAACAAAGAAUGUGGGACAUUAAAAAAAUUUAAUGACGAACAAGUAAGAAAAAAAACGCGUCGAAGAACGAACAAUGAUGCGGAGAAACCCAUAAUCGAGGGGAAAAAGAACGACCAGAACGUGGAAGUUCAGAAUGAUCCUACGAACGAAACACACAGUGACCAAGUCUCCGAUAAACCAUGGAUCUUAGAGUGA